Messenger RNA from Monosiga brevicollis MX1, 766 nucleotides. RefSeq lists its product as uncharacterized. The record is from RefSeq and is a predicted model, not a curated record. The transcript is spliced from 4 exons. Lineage: Eukaryota; Choanoflagellata; Craspedida; Salpingoecidae. Gene Ontology annotation, cellular component: mitochondrion. The coding region runs from base 1 to 309 and encodes 102 amino acids. Gene Ontology annotation, molecular function: structural constituent of ribosome.
AUGUCGGGCAACGUGCUGCACCGCCUGCAACAGCAGGUCAUCAGGCUCAAGCCUGUCAUCACAAGUAUCCACUGCAACUACAAGCUCAAAGGCCCGGGUCAAGCGGGCGCCCGCCACUUUGCUCGGGAACAUCUCCCUGCUAUCCGCUUUCACAACCCCCAGAUUGCCACCCUGAAAAAGGGUGACGAUGCCCUUGCCGCCCAGUUGAUUGUCAAUGAGACUGAGAUCAUUGACGUGACCGGCAUGCAUUCCAACGACAUCCUGCAAACGCUGCUCGAGCGCUAUGGCGAGACGACAGAUGCCAACUAGCUGGAUCUUUCCGCCACCGCCCCUACCUUGUUCUCUCUCCGUGCUCUUUGCCCUCUUUUUUUUAUCGCGAGGGACAGAGCAUGCAACGCGCCUGUCUGGCAGAGCCCCACCUUGUCCUGUCGGCCACUCUUCGAUCAGCUUGUAUCUCUGUCGCCGCCGAUAUCAGCUCGCGUGCAACGUGGGCUCAGCUGCUUUCCCUUGAACAGCUCUGUUUUAGCUUGUUUCGUUGUUCUUUUGUUUUUCAAACCGAUGCAUUGUGACUGAGGGGCGCACCCGUGCAUUUUGGACAUGGUGACUGACCAUGCCGUGGCCUUUUGAGCUUGCUCGAGGCUGACGGUUUCAUGACCCUCGCGCUCUGGUGUUUCAGGCAAGUGCUUGUUCGGUGUUCAUCCCUAAUGUCACCCUCUUGCUCCUUACCUUGGGUCCAUAGUCGUGGCAUAAAUUCAUCAAAGUUUCG